This is a messenger RNA of Mucor velutinosus, 516 nucleotides long. RefSeq lists its product as uncharacterized. The transcript is spliced from 2 exons. Lineage: Eukaryota; Fungi; Mucoromycota; Mucoromycetes; Mucorales; Mucoraceae. The coding region runs from base 1 to 516 and encodes 171 amino acids. The record is from RefSeq and is a predicted model, not a curated record.
AUGAAUGAAUCAUCACAUAACAAGCAACAAAAGCAACAGCAGCAGCAAAACGCUCCACCACCAACAGCAGCCUUGUUGACAGCGGCAGGAGGUGCAUUUGGAGCGGGCCUCCUUGGAGCGAUUUGGUAUACCAAAAGAAAGCAAAACCAACGAAUGCAACAGGAAAUCGCACAAGGUGUAGUGCCAACUGCACCUACUCCUCAUCAUUCACCACAACCUUAUAUACCACCUAAAAUGACACCCGCUGAAUAUGCAAUUGCGAAAAAGGAUGCAUCAUUGUAUGCUUUUAAAACAUUGGGAUAUGGUACAUUACUGGCAUUUGGAGGUGCAGGUUUGUUAGCAACUGCUGUCGGAUGGUGGUUAGACGUUAGAAAUUUUAAGGAAUUUUCUGACAAACUCAAGAUCAUUGUGCCAAAACAAACCUCAAAGCUGAGACAAAUGUUGGGAGGAAAAUCACUAGAAAUGACACAGGAAGAGCGGGAUGAAUUGGACAGUAUUGACUUGGAGGAUAAUUGA